UUUAUAGAAGCCCUUUUAGUAGUGGGUGCAAAGCGUGCUUUUUUUCUUAACAAAAUGAAAUAUUCUUCGACUUGUCGGUCAUUUUGCGUCGGCGUUUGGUUAGUCGGGUGCAUCACAGGGUAAGUUAUUAGCAAUAUACAUUACCCUUAACUAAAACUACAGAAACAUCACAAUGUAUAUGUAAAUAACAAUAAAUUGUUUUACGCAGACAGCACAAAGAAAAGACAAAUUUACAUUCUUUACUUAUUAUUUAGAAAGACUUAAAGAGCAAAAAUCUGUGAAAUGGAAAAUUUGUUGGUAGAGCCAUAUUACUGGAGUACUGUACUUAGUUAUUUUGGUAGGUUGUCCUUUCGUUAGGCAUGAUACAAGUCUUUAAAAAUAUAUAAUUAGCUCAGCAAUUCUUUGCGGACUCGCAUGCCACUUGUAUUUUGUGGCAUCCGGCGUUUGAUUUUCAUCUGAAUUCGAUUUUUCCACUACCAUUAAUAAUCAUGGACUGGCAAGGAUGGGCCAAUCAUUCCGAUCAAGAUGUUUACGAUUACAAAAUAAAAGAAGAUGUGUUCAAAGGAAAGGGAAUCGCCUACAACGAUUGGAUUCUUAGGCUGACAGUCGCCAUUGAAAAAUCGCACUGUGAGACCUUCAUAGCUUUUCAGGAGCAGAUUCCCGAGUUCGCAAGACAUUUUUAUUAUGCCAGUAUUUACUCCAUUUGGAGAUCUCUGCGAAAUCGUUUUAUAUUUGUUUACACGGAAGAGCUGGCGAACAAAAAAGAUAGUUAUCUGCGUGGAUAUAUAUUUCAAGAUCAACCUAAUAUCUUAGUAGUUUCCUCACAAUACCUGAACUCAAGUACUUUUGAAAUUAAAACUAAUCGAUUUGUCGGACCGCGAAACUUUAACCAAAGCCCGGAGCCUGUUGAGUUCUAUUUACUGCAGCGUUACGAUGCCGAGGAUACGGAAGUUACUUCGGAAACGAAGAGUGCAUUGUCCAACAAGGUGCGAAAUCUCAAGGGACGGGAGGUAGUCGUAGGCAUCUUCGACUACAAGCCUUUUAUGCUAUUGGAUUAUGAAAAGCUGCCAUUUUACUAUGAUCGUUUUAAGAACACGACGGAAGUAACCAUUGAUGGAACAGAUAUUCAACUAAUGCUCGUUUUCUGCGAGUUGUAUAACUGCACGAUUCAGGUGGACACAUCUGAACCAUACGACUGGGGCGAUAUCUAUUUGAAUGGCACCGGGUAUGGGCUUGUUGGAAUGAUCCUCGAUAGGCGAAACGAUUACGGAGUGGGUGGCAUGUACUUGUGGUACGAAGCGUACGAGUAUAUGGACAUGACCCAUUUUCUGGGACGAUCUGGAGUCACCUGUCUGGUGCCCGCUCCGAACCGUUUAAUCAGCUGGACCCUCCUACUCCGACCAUUCCAGUUUGUCCUCUGGAUGUGCGUGAUGCUCUGCCUGCUGCUUGAGAGCUUAGCUCUUUGUGUAACCCGCCGCUGGGAACACUCUUCGUGCUCGGAAAGCAAUUCGUGGAUCGCUAGCCUGCGCUUUGGUUGUAUCAGUACGCUAAAACUCUUCGUAAAUCAGGGCACAAAUUAUGUGACCAGCUCGUAUGCUCUAAGAACCGUCUUGGUGGCCAGUUACAUGAUCGACAUUAUAUUGACCACAGUCUACAGUGGCGGUUUGGCGGCCAUCCUGACUUUGCCCACAUUGGAGGAAGCGGCGGACUCUCGUCAACGUCUCUUCGACCAUAAGCUUAUUUGGACAGGGACCUCACAGGCCUGGAUUACCACCAUUGACGAGCGGUCGGCAGACCCAGUUCUUCUUGGUUUGAUGGAGCAUUACCGGGUGUACGAUGCCAAUUUAAUAUCCGACUUUUCGCACACGGAGCAAAUGGGAUUUGUCGUCGAGCGCCUGCAGUUUGGGCAUUUGGGGAACACCGAGCUAAUAGAAAACGAUGCCUUGAACCGCCUGAAACUUAUGGUGGAUGAUAUAUACUUUGCGUUUACGGUGGCUUUUGUGCCCCGACUGUGGCCGCACUUAAAUGCCUACAACGACUUCAUUCUGGCUUGGCAUUCCUCGGGCUUUGACAAAUUCUGGGAGUGGAAGAUCGCUGCCGAAUACAUGAAUGCACAUCGCCAAAAUCGCAUUGUGGCCUCUGAGAAAACAAACCUGGAUAUAGGACCAGUCAAACUGGGUAUUGAUAAUUUUAUUGGUUUGAUUCUGCUUUGGUGCUUCGGCAUGAUCUGUAGCCUUCUGACAUUUGUCGGAGAAGUGUGGCGAGGAGAGAACUAGUUUAAACGUUUUAAU
This is a messenger RNA of Drosophila teissieri, 2291 nucleotides long. RefSeq lists its product as uncharacterized. Bases 489 to 2276 code for a protein of 595 amino acids. Lineage: Eukaryota; Metazoa; Arthropoda; Insecta; Diptera; Drosophilidae. Gene Ontology annotation, cellular component: membrane. Gene Ontology annotation, molecular function: ligand-gated monoatomic ion channel activity. The record is from RefSeq and is a predicted model, not a curated record. The transcript is spliced from 7 exons.